This is a messenger RNA of Phanerochaete carnosa HHB-10118-sp, 723 nucleotides long. RefSeq lists its product as uncharacterized. The transcript has a single exon. Lineage: Eukaryota; Fungi; Basidiomycota; Agaricomycetes; Polyporales; Phanerochaetaceae. The record is from RefSeq and is a predicted model, not a curated record. Bases 99 to 332 code for a protein of 77 amino acids.
UUAUUCUACAAGUCACUCCCUCGGUUACGUAGACUGCGCAGCGACAAGUGAGCUUGCGGUCAUUUCCUACGCAGAGAUUCCUGACCAGAAUAGCCAUAAUGGCCUACGAGUUCAUCAUGAACCUCGACAGAGAGAUUGUUGCCGUCUGGUGUAGGAAGUGGACGACUAUAUCAUCUAUUCUGGUCAUCCUGCGGUGGACGCUCGUUUUACAAAUGUUGUUUUCCUGGCUUAGUGGUCCUACAGUGCGUGAUUUCCCAAUUCUGGCCAACUUCCCUCACCAGCCAAUCAUUUUAGGCGUCAGUACUUUCGACAUUCCACGACCUGUUAUCUGACGCUGGGAGGGAACCACAGUUGCAGAUUUACCAUCAUUUUGAACCAAGCUGCCUGGGUGAUUGUGGCCCUGGCUCUUGCAUGUAAGUUCACCUCCAUGUCUUCUUCUCAUAAGUCGCUCGUAAAUUCCCCACUUGUUACAGUGUUCGGAGCUCUCGGUCUUCACGCUAUUUCGAAGGCGAGAUAUCAUCUAUCUGCUCUGAUGUUCAUGUUGGAAGCGGUGCCUCCGGUCUUUAGCUUGGUGCGCUCAAUAUUCAAUGCUAGUACUUAGUGGCCAUGUCAGCUUGCUCGCAGGUCAUGGCCGUACGAUCCAGAUAUGAUUACAUAGGGGAGCCCGUUUAUCAGUGCAGCCAGGUCAGUAUGUUGAGCCAGCGAUUUGUCGAAAUGUAGGUC